UAGUUGAAAAUUGAAAAUAGUCGACUGACAUCAACAACGCCUCAGUUUUAAACUGUCAACGAAAAUAGUAAAUAAGUUAAUCUAGUCAUAACUGAACCAUCAGCAUUGAGUUGAGGUGAGUAAGAUGCAACACGACGACCUCAUCUGGAGUGUGAUUAGGAAGAACCACUGCUCCUACCGUCUGUCAUCCAGCGAAGUGCAGAAGUUCUGCCAGAAUGUGUACAACAACACUGGCCUCUGCAACCACACCUCCUGUCCACUGGCCAAUUCACAGUAUGCCACCAUACGAGAAGUGGAGGGAAAACUCUAUCUCUACAUGAAGGUGGUAGAGAGAGCCGCUUUUCCCAACCGACUGUGGGAGCGAGUGGCUCUUUCCAACAACUAUCUCAGAUCUCUGCAGCUCAUAACACGCCACCUCGCAUUCUGGCAGCCAAACAUGGUGUUCAAGGUCAAACAGCGCUUCACCAGAAUGAAGCAGUACAUGGUUAGAAAGAAACGACUGAUGAAGAAGGAGCCGGAAGUUCACUUGGAACUGCUCAAGAACAAACACCACAAGCGUGAAAAGAAAUUGGAACACAAAGCAAUGAAAGCGGCCAAAUUGGAACGCACAGUUGAAAAUGAACUGAAAGAAAGGCUGAAAAAUGGAGUUUACAGUGAUAUCUACAAUUUUGAUAAGGAAAUAUUUAACAGGCUAACGGAGAAAGAAAAGACAGAAGAUAAAGAGUUGGAUGACCUGGAAAUGGAAUCCGGAGAUGAACUUAAUUAUGAAGAAGAAACGGAAAGUGUGAACGAAUUUGAAGAACCUGUGAAAGAAUUAGUGGAAAGUGAUUUUGAAGGCCAGUCUGAAGACGAAACGCCAGCAAUAGAGGACUUGGAUAUUUCCACAAAAACAAAGUCAAAGUCAUUAGUCAAGCCAAUUUUGAGUAAGAAGAGUUCGAAAAUGUCGAAAAAGAAACACAAUAAAGUAGAGUUUGAGUACGAAACUGAAGAACCACCUGCCAAAAAACAAACUGUGAAAAGUUUGAAGUUGAAUUUUUAUCAUGUGAUAUCAAGAACUAUGUCUGGAGGACAGGCAACGAAUAGCAACCAGUUCCUGUCAAGGGCCAACCAUAUGCGUCAGUCUCAACUAAACGCCCUGAUGGAUAAUUCUGGCAGCCAAUCACAAUCCGCAUUGUUGAAUCCAACCGCUUCGGAUGCGAAUUUAAAAGUGAACCAUGAGAAAGAAAGUUUGCUGACUGAAAUUGCGAAAAUAGUCGCGCACGAUUCAAAAGAUGGGAAACUUGAAUGUUCUUCGAGCUCUUCGGCUAACGAUCUUCAAAGAGCUAAUUUUUCUGUCAAUGCAAAGUUAAUCCAAACAACCAAAACUGAAGAUGAAUUGUCUAAUUUGGGGGUCGAUGCUUACAAUCAAAAUGAAUUCGAAAACGAAGCUAUUCAGCAGUUCGAAAAACAAGUAAAUUACCAACAGUUUCUGAAGUCAAAAAUCGAUCUGGAAGCUGUUGAAAAGAAAAUUUUUUCUCUCAAAAAGCAAAUAGAAGAAGUUGAGGUUUUGAUCCGAAAAGCGAAUCAAUCUAAACUAUUCGAAGUGCAGAAAAAGCGAAAUGACCUUAUUAAAAAACAAGCUGACUUGGAAAUGAAACUGGAAGAUGUGAACAAAGACGCAGAACGUCUCAAAGAUGAAAUUGACAGUUUUGUCAACAGUGGAGGCAAAAACAGUUUGAACAGUCAAGAAACAGAACGUGAACGGUUAAUUCGGAUAGGAGAAAUUACUCCUUUCGAAGCAACCCCAGAACUCGCAGCUAAUACUUUGUCUCAAAAUGUUCAGCCUGUGAAAAUUGAUAUUUAUCCUAAUAGACUUCUUGCAAAAACUAAUCACUCCAUUUCGCCUAAAAUAAUUGAGAAACAUUCAAGAUGGAAAAAAGAAGAAGAAAAAGGUUCGAAGCGCUCGGAAGAAGAAAGUGGCUCGGAGUAUUCUGAGUACGAGACUGACGAAGAGUUAGGUUACAUAAGCAGUGAUGACAAUUCAGUAACUCGGAAACAAGUCGGCGACUGGAACGACUCGGAUUACUUGACCCGAGUUUCCGACUCGAGUUUCGACGUGACCAAACGUGAAAAUUUUGAAGAGGUUUGUGGUUUGAGAGUUCCGAAAGUGAUUUACGAGCAACUUUUCAAGUAUCAGAAAACAGGGUUAAGAUGGUUGACUAAUCUGCAUACAAAUGGUACUGGCGGUAUUCUUGGUGAUGAAAUGGGCUUGGGUAAAACAAUCCAGAUGAUUUCAUUUCUAGCCGGGCUGAAAUACUCCUCGAUAACGGAUUACACAGUCGGUAGCUUCAAAGGAUUGGGUCCCGUCAUAAUUGUGUGCCCUGCCACUCUAGUUAAACAAUGGGUCGCUGAGCUUAAUAAGUGGUGGCCUCCCUUCCGAGUGGCCGCCUUAACGUCCGAUUGUGAGAGCUCAAAACAAACCAAAGUGGUUUCAAAAAUCAUAUCAACCAAUGGUGUAUUAGUUUGUUCAUACUCAAUUGUGAGAAUACUGGAACAGAAUAUUGUUCACAAGAAUUGGCAUUAUGUAAUUUUAGAUGAAGGCCAUCAAAUACGCAACCCCGAUGCGAAAAUAACCCUAACUUGUAAAAACUUCAAAACAAACCACAGAAUUAUUUUGAGCGGGUCUCCAAUACAGAAUAAUCUGAAAGAGCUCUGGAGUAUUUUUGACUUUAUUUAUCCGGGGAAGUUGGGAACGUUGCCAGCUUUUCAAGAACAUUUUGCAGUUCCAAUAACUCAAGGUGGGUAUACAAAUGCAAAUUCAGUUCAAGUUCAAACCGCGUAUAAGUGUGCCUGUGUACUGAGAGACACAAUUAGUCCAUUUUUAUUACGGAGAGUAAAAGACGACGUGAAAAGUUCACUUACGUUGCCUAAAAAGAGUGAACAAAUUCUGUUUUGUAAAUUAUCAGAUGAGCAAAGAAUGCUUUAUAAAGGCUAUAUUGACAAAAUUGACCUGCGAACGAUCGGAAAUUUCAAGGGAAUGCUUUUCACUAGUUUGACUAAUUUGAGAAAAAUUUGCAACCAUCCUAGAAUUUUCGAAGCUAUUGGAAAGGAAGUUUCAAUGUCCGAAAUUGGCGAUGACGGUCAUUGGAAAGAAUCGGGAAAAAUGAUUGUUGUAGAAUCAUUACUGAGGUUAUGGAAAAGACAAAAUCAUCGAGUACUUAUUUUUACACAGUCAGUGCAAAUGCUGCGAAUAUUUGAGCAGUUUUUGAUCCAUUUCGACUAUCGGUUUUUGAAAAUGGAAGGCAAAACGACAAUCUCGAGUCGCCAGCCAAUGAUAACUCAGUUUAAUUCAGAUCCCUCGAUUUUUGUGUUCCUCUUGACGACCAAAACGGGAGGUCUGGGAGUGAAUUUGGUAGGCGCUGACCGGGUGUUAAUUUAUGACCCGGAUUGGAACCCUGGAACAGAUAUGCAAGCACGUGAGCGAGCUUGGAGAAUAGGCCAAGAUAAAGAUGUCUUAAUUUACAGACUAGUUUGCACUGGUACUAUUGAAGAAAAAAUUUACCAUCGUCAAAUUUUCAAAUUAUUCUUGACCAAUAGAAUAUUGAAAGACCCAAAGCAAAGAAGGUUUUUCAAGUCACAUGACCUGUAUGAUUUGUUCACGCUUGGCGAUGAUGAUUCGAAUGAGAAAGGAACUGAAACCAGUUCGAUUUUUGCUGGCAUAGGUGCCGAUAUAGUUAAAAGGGAAGAAAAUGAAGGCAAAACUACUUCUAAAGUGUCGAGAAAAACUCAGUUUACACAACCUGUUCCACUGGCUAGUGUUCCGGUUCAUAAAUUAGUAAAACCAACAUCACCUGUGAAAAAAGUUGCUGUUAAACGUGAAGAUCCGAAAUCAGAAAAGAAACGACGGAAGCGUGAAAAGAAAGCAGUCAGGGGGGCUAUUAGGGAUAUGAUGAGUAAGUGGGGGGUCUCGACUGAAAGCGAAAUGGGCAAGAGGAUGGUUAGGAGACUGAAGAAAUCACAGACACUUCAGAAUGCCGUGAAAGACAGAGCGGGAAAGAUUGAUGGAGCCAAAAUACACGGAUUAGACAAAGUGAAGCGCAUGAAGAGAAAAUCGGCAGAACAAGAAGAAGUUGAUGAUGAUGGAAAAAAGAAUAGGGGAGGGGACAAAGAGGAACAGGAGCAGCAAGAGACAGACUACAUUCUGGGCAAGUUGUUCAGUGGAGGGGGCAUACAGGGGGCAAUACAGCAUGACGUCAUCGAGGAUAGGGGGCAGGGUCCAGACUACUGGCUGGUCGAGGAGGAAGCCGAAAAAGUUGCACAAGAAGCAGUGGCCAAACUUAAAAGCUCUCAGCAGCUGUGUCAAACUGCCCUGGAUGGAGUUCCGAACUGGACUGGGAGACAUGGUUUCAUCCGAAGAGACUCCGGGGGAGGAGGAGCCAAAAAGUUCGGAUCCAAAGCCAGCUUCAUGAGGAGCUCAAACAUGAAUUCCAGUUCAUCCGAUGCACAAUGUAGUAAUUCAAGUGGUAAUGGCUUGAAUGGACUCUCAAGUGCAGAAAUGUUGAAAAAUCUCAAGUUGAAGAAGAUUGAAGGUGCCACUGCAACCACGUCCUCCGCCAAUCCAUUUUCAAGUGAACAGUCAAAGACAAGAAAUGACGUCAUUAUUGAUGAGAAAGUUCUCGAAGAAAUAGUGACGUACAUAAAGUUCCAUUCGGAAAAUCCAGGCGAAGCUACUAGCGAAGAGCUGAUUGAUCAGUUUAAGUCGCAAGUGGGUGAAGGAAACAACGCUAUUUUUAGAGCCAUGCUAACCCAGGUAUGCGAGAAAACGCAGUCAUUCACAGGAGCAGUUGUGUGGAAUUUGAAGCCAGAAUUUUCAGCAAGACUCUCAGAAACGUGAAACUGAGGAAUAAUGGCUUUCUAUGAUGAACUAAAAAAAUAGAUUAGUAUUAAAUUUUUUCUCGGAAAAGUUUUUUUUUGCUUUUUUGAAUUAUUUCAAGAAUUGAAGUUCUAUAUCACUA
This is a messenger RNA of Symsagittifera roscoffensis, 4994 nucleotides long. RefSeq lists its product as uncharacterized. Gene Ontology annotation, cellular component: nucleus. Bases 125 to 4873 code for a protein of 1582 amino acids. Gene Ontology annotation, biological process: transcription-coupled nucleotide-excision repair. The transcript has 5 exons. Gene Ontology annotation, molecular function: ATP binding; ATP-dependent chromatin remodeler activity. The record is from RefSeq and is a predicted model, not a curated record. Lineage: Eukaryota; Metazoa; Xenacoelomorpha; Acoela; Convolutidae.